AUUGUUUAGAGCUAGAUUGUAAUCCUACUGUUGGUUAAUGAAUGAAGCUCUUUGACUAAAAAAUUAAGGAGGAGAGGUUAACAAACAAUAAACCAAGGGCAAUACGGUCCUUAAAAAAAGUUGUGUUUCCCGGGCCAUACCGACCGCCAUGGCCCAACCACAGCCAGGGCAUGGCACCAAUCCAAGCCACCGGCCGCCGCAGCAGUCUCUCUCGCCCCUCCCCUUUAAACCCCUCCUCUUCUUCCCUUCGUCUUCCACCCAAAGAAGGCAAGAAGCGAGGAGCCCGAUCUCCCUCACCCCUACCAAGCAAUGCUGGCCAUCGUGGAGGUGGACGCGCGGCACGCCGCUAAGGGGAAGAAGGCCGCGGAGCAGGAGGGGAAGACGCCGCCACCGCAGCCGGUGGCAGCCCUGCGGAAGCACCGGCAACCCACGCCGGAUCACCCACCCUAUUGCUGGAUGAUCGGAGAGGCGAUCGACGCGUUGGGCGAGGACGGCGGCUCGGCGGAGGACUCCAUCUCGGCCUUCAUCUGCGCCAGGUACCCCGGCGUGCCCGCGGCGCACGACAGGCUCCUCCGGCACUACCUCGCCAAGCACGUUGCCGAGGGCUUCUUCGUGCUCAACGCGCACGGUCGGUACGCGCGCAGCCCCGAGGAGUCCGCGGCCGUGGAGUUCCCGGUGGAGCCUUCCGCGGUGGUCUCAUCCGAGGCGGCGUGCGUUGGGUCUCUGGUGACACAGGCCAAGCGUGGCCGUGGCCGGCCGCGGAAGGAUGGCUCGUUGCCGGGAUCGCCUUCCGGCAAGAAGGGCGGCAGCGGGGCACAGUACGCGACGCCUAAGCGCCGUGGACAGCGUCGCGACGCAGCGCCGCUGGCCGCUGACGAGGGCUCUGUUCCAGCGUCAUCGGUUUCUAUUGCCAACAAUAAGGACGGAAGCCAGGCGACGUCCUCGACGCCCAGGCGCCGUCGCCGGCUUCGCAAGCUGGCGCUGGGCGCCACUGACGGCUCUGGCGCAGCACUCUUCACAGACAAGGACGGCGGCGACGCCCCAUCCAUCACGGACAAGGAGCAUGGACGAUCGCGUGAGCGGGCACUGAUGAUCGUCCACGACGGCGCUGCCACAACAUCCGCCAGAGACAAGGUAUGCGGUGAGGCCCCUCCAACCACGCCCAAGGACCAUGAUCCUUGCGAGCUGGCGCUGGUGACCGCCACCGACGUGUUUGCACUAACGCCGGCCAUGGACAAGAAGGACGGCGGCGCGGCUCCAUCCUUCAGCCUGGCCCUCGUGGCCAACCACGACGGUGUUUCCACAACGUCCACCGAUCCCGAGCACAGUAGCCAGCCUUGCGAGCUGGCGCUCGUGUCUGCUGACGACGGCUCUGUUCCGGCGUUGGUUGCUGACAAGAAGGAUGACGGUGAGGCUCCAUAUGCAACGUACAAGCGUCGUCGUCAGCCUCCUCGCAAGGUAGCGCCAGUGGCGAUUGCUGCCCACGGCUCUGCCCCAGCAUCCACUGCAGGCGAGAAGGCUGGCGGCAAGGCUCUGUCAGCUACACCCAAGGGCCGUCGCCGGCAGAGGCAAAAACCGGCCCUGUUGGCCACCGGUGACCUCUCUGCCCCUACAGUUGCUGGCAAGAAGGCAGGCAGUAUGGUCUCAUUUGCAACGCCCAAGCUGACACCAGUGACUGCCGGUGGCGGCUCUACCACGGCGUCAGUUGCUGACAAGGACAGCAACGUGGAUGGAGUAGCGACGAAGCCGCACGGCCGGCCUCGCAAACUGUACCCACCGACCGCUGACGAGAUACCAGAUGAUCCGUUGUUCUGUUUGCUCGCGUUGCCUGCUUGUAUGCCGGCGGCGGCGAACGCGUAGCUCCAGCUUAACAGCGUAAUGGCAGGUUCAUGAAGUGUCUCGUGAUUUGAAUCACAGCCAUCGAAUUGCACAGGAGGAUAGCUUUUGUAUGUUUUUCUUUUGCUAAACUAGUCUGCUUAGUGCUUUGAGAAAUUAUGGCAACUAUAUGCUUUAUUGUUGUGCAGUGUAAUGGGUUU
Molecule: messenger RNA, 2036 nt
Organism: Phragmites australis (common reed)
Lineage: Eukaryota; Viridiplantae; Streptophyta; Magnoliopsida; Poales; Poaceae
Exons: 2
Coding region: 310-1860 (516 amino acids)
Biological process (GO): chromosome condensation; regulation of DNA-templated transcription; nucleosome assembly
Cellular component (GO): nucleolus; nucleosome; nucleus
Molecular function (GO): nucleosomal DNA binding; double-stranded DNA binding
Source: RefSeq, a predicted model, not a curated record